AUGACAGAACUUAAAGAAAAAGAAGUCGCGCUAAAAGAGCGAGAAUUAGACGCAUUAGUUAGAAAACAAGCAGACGCAGAAAAAUAUAAAAUUGAAACAGAAGCCGAAGCUAAUAAAUUAGCAAGAAUACAAAAAGCAGAAGCAGAAGCAAAAGAAGCUGAAUUCCAAGCACAAGCUCAUAUUGCAAUGGCAAAAGCAAAUAAAGCCAGCGCAGAAUUAGACGCAGAAGAAAUACAAAUAAACGGAGAAGUAGAAAAACGCCCACAUUUAGACGGGGAAGAUUUGACUGAAUUAUUAAAAAUCGAAAAAUACGAACCACCAGUAUCAAACGGUUCACUAGGAGAACUAAUACACCACGAAUGGUAUAUACCUAAAACUGACGAAGAGAGAAUACAAGUAUGUGCCGACAAUGUGUUACCAGUAUAUAUGAAUGCACAAGAUACAGGAGCAUAUUAUAUUUCAAUUAAAUUGGACGGUACUUCGUGUACUGCCGGGUUAUUUGAAGACGCCUUCUUAAUUGGAGGACGCAAUCAAUGGUAUAAAGACGAAAAUAUGUAUACGAGUACUGUUAAGAAGUAUGGGGAUUUGGAAGCAAAAUUAAAAGAGCUUCAAGAAAGAACAGGAAAAUACGUAGCAUUCCAAGGAGAGCUAUGUGGACCUGGUAUUCAAUCAAAUAAGUUGGGAUUAUCUGAGAAAGAAUGGUAUGUGUUCAAUGUAUUUGAAAGUGAAACAGGUAAAAUGGAUAGUUACACCAAAUGUGAUUAUUAA
Messenger RNA from Cylicocyclus nassatus, 768 nucleotides. NCBI's taxonomy places the organism in Eukaryota, Metazoa, Nematoda, Chromadorea, Rhabditida, Strongylidae. The record is from the annotation of a GenBank genome assembly.